AUGGCUGAGCGAUUGCAGCAAAUUCAUCAACAGCUGGAACCUAGUGAUCCAGUCACCGGCCCCGAUCGCUUAGACGGACAGGUGGUGAUAAUCACUGGGGGUGCUCAAGGAAUCGGAAAAGCGACCGCCUUGCUAUUAGCCCAAAAAGGAGCAAAAGUAGCUAUCAAUGAUUUGGACCGAGAAAAAGCAGACGAGGUUGUAAGGGAGAUCCGUCAACUCCAAGGCCAAGCGGAAGCAUUUCCUGGAAACGUCCUCGACGAUAAGUUUCCGCAACUGUUGGUGAACAGCGUGCUGCAGAAAUGGGGGAGGAUCAACUGCUUGAUCAACAAUGCCGGUUUCUGUCAUGAUAGCGCGAUCCAUAAAAUGGACGAUGACAAGUUCGACAUCAUUAUGAAAAUCCAUAACUACGUUCCGUUCCGCAUCGCGCGAGCACUGUCGGGACACUGGAUGGACCCAGCGAACAAAGCCAUGCCAAAGACAAUAGUCAAUGUGUCUUCUACAUCCGGUCUGCAUGGCUCAAUGGGACAGAUUAACUACGCAACAGCCAAAGCCGGUGUUCUAGGGCUCACGAAAACCAUAGCAGCGGAAUGGGGCCGAUAUAAUGUUCGGGCCAAUGCAGUGGCAUAUGGCUGGAUCGAUACACGCAUUACGCGCCCGCCGACCAAGUCGGAGGCGAUGACACUUGGAGGUCAAGCCAUCAAACUUGGGAUCCCAGAAAAUGCGAAGAAAUGGCGAGAUGUUUCUGAUAUCCCGCUAGGUCGGCCUGGGUCGGCGGAUGAGGCCGCGCGGGUGAUACUAUUCCUGGCGAGUCCACUGUCUUCGUAUGUUACUGUCUUGCUAACUCCUUACUAUCCGAUCAUGGAGCAAUCUAUCGACGAAAGCAAUAGCUCAUACCGUCCAGAAUCGGCCGAUUCUCCUCGCAGCCCGAUAGACCAUGUCGCUUCGCCUUCGCGGACAACAAACGGAAAGCGACUAAAAUAUAUCGGAAAAGCAUGCCAGGAUUGCCAGCGCCGCAAAGUGAAGGUGCGACUCCCCACACUAUCCCUGUCACUUUGGCCAAAGACUUUCUCACACCCUAGCGCCCAGUGUUCCGGGGAGGAGACCUGUCGCAAUUGUCGCGAUAGAGGCCAGGAAUGCGCAUACAUGCCUCAGACUCGGCGAGGCCGGAAGCAAGGGACGAAAAGGAGCCUUUCGAGUGGGAGCGAGAGGAAACAGCAGAGAAUUGAACCAAAUGACAUACAUUUUGAUUUUUGCAAACCGCCCUUGCCCGGUACCACGACGAGGAGUGAUCCGUCUGGGGACUGGAAUGAUGAAGCCGAUGCGUACGAUAUACAGGAAUCCCGCCCGAGAAGUGUUUCGUUGUCCUCUCAGCUUCUAUGUCUUCGUGAACUUACACAACCACAUAACAAGGGACGAAAAUGUGCUCCCGCUGGACGAAAAACGCAUGAGGCGCCAGUGUUCUCGGUAGAGCUUCCUCGCCCUGGCAGACUACAUGCAUUAUUAGAUGUGUACUUUCGUGAUCUGGACUCUUUCUUCCCAUUCAUCAAGCGCGAUGGAACUCAGGCCCAGAUCGAAACAAUACUGCACAGCCUGGGUCAUUCUGAUAAUCAGCAUAUUGUCGAUGUGAAAUUAGGGGAGUACUCGAUAAUUGCCCUUCUUUGCAACAUGUUAGCUAUCGCCGAGUCCUUUUGUGCAGCCCGACCCUGGUCAUAUGAAAUACGUCCUGGAUGGUCCCUGUUUCUUCGAGGCCGCAAAUUGAUUCAGCACUGCUCAUCACUGAAGCAUAUUGACAUUCACCUUAUUCAAUACCAUGCCCUCAGCUCCGAGUAUCUGAUGGAGUCAGAACUUCUUCAUGAAGCGUCAAGAGCUAUUUCAAACGCAGCUCAGCUUGCCAUGCGGACCCGACUCAAUGAAGAAAGAGUCUGGAACGCUCUUCCCGAACAGGAAAUUCAGAACCGCAAGAGACUGUGGUGGACAAUAUAUUUCCUUGACCGCAAAAUUUCACAGCGGACAGGAAGCCCAUACGUCAUUCGCGACACUGAAAUCGCAUUGUCCGAGUUCUCUCAGCAGCCAACUACGAGAACAGAUCGCUAUAUGCAGGUUUUAGUAGAUCUUGGUAAACUAUGGUCUCUGAUCUGGGAUACAUUCUUUGCCGCUGUAGCUCUAAAGCCUCAAGACUGGAAGGAAGUGGAGCUUAUGGACACUCGCAUUCUAAUCGUCCAGAGAGAGCUGGCAAGCGAGCUGACAUGGGACACAGAUCUCCUUAAACGAGUGUAUUUGGAGCAACAAGAAUCAGAGCCUUACAUCCGCCGGCGGCUCGCGAUUUUUAUUAGAUUGAACCUUUUACGCCUGACGAUCCGGCAGAAUCCAAUUCAGAAGCGUCAGGACACUCGAGGUCACAGCAUUUGUGUCUCGCUCGCAUCGAAGACUGUGGAUGCCAUUGCUGCCUUCACUAAUAGCUGUCCUAGUGUUAUCCCCUGUGGAUUCUUCUUUAGCACUGCAUUAGUGGAGUGUAUCUAUCAUCUUAUCCUAGCCAUGCGGGCGACACCAACGGAGAAGGAACAUGAAGCCAGUAUCCAGUCCUUCCAGCUUGCCUAUCAGCUACUCGAUAGGUUCUCGCAAGCUCUGGACACAGCCAAGCGAGCCCUUCGAGCCUUGAACUCUGUGGUAUCCUUGGCUGCCAUAACAAACUCACAUUCCGUUGAAGGUCCAAGCCCAGAUCUCGACACAGAAGAGGAUCGUACAAUAGAUCUGAGCUUCAGUGUCCCCGAGACCAUAGACUUUUUUGAUCCUAUGUCGUGGCAGAUUGAUGACAUUCCGUUGGAUGUAGUGGCACUGGUUUCUUCGAUGGGCGAAAUGGGAGAAAAUAAUGUAAAUGGCGCCGUUGCGAAUGGAAGGUCUGAACAGUCUCUGGCUCCUGAUUUGUGUCUUUGGAAUUGUGAAUACGGCAUUGAUCCUACCUCUAUCAACCUAUAA
Molecule: messenger RNA, 2976 nt
Organism: Penicillium waksmanii
Lineage: Eukaryota; Fungi; Ascomycota; Eurotiomycetes; Eurotiales; Aspergillaceae
Exons: 9
Coding region: 1-2976 (991 amino acids)
Biological process (GO): regulation of DNA-templated transcription; DNA-templated transcription
Molecular function (GO): zinc ion binding; oxidoreductase activity, acting on the CH-OH group of donors, NAD or NADP as acceptor; DNA binding
Source: RefSeq, a predicted model, not a curated record